Molecule: messenger RNA, 705 nt
Organism: Cylicostephanus goldi
Lineage: Eukaryota; Metazoa; Nematoda; Chromadorea; Rhabditida; Strongylidae
Source: the annotation of a GenBank genome assembly
UUGAAUAGUAAUGUAGAACUCAAGUUUGUGAAUCCUGUAACAGCUGAGCCGUCUAAUCUUGUUUUGUGGAAUGAAGUCGUGGCAUUGGGCAAAGUCAGACUGAAUCAUGGAUCUGGUUAUUUCCGUGUACAUGAACUGCCAGGUGCACCUUUCGAAGCUUCUGUCACUCCAAAAGCACAAGGAGGCGGUUCACUUCGUAUAGAGGAUCUUUGCGUCAGUGGUGACCCUCUCGAUAUUCCCGUCAAGAUCACCGAUAUCCAUUCACUCGUCAUAUAUGGACCGCAGUUUAUGGAAGUAGGAUCCGAAGCUGAGGUAUAUGUUGACGCAGUCGAUGAAGCCGGCAGCUCUUUCUCUAGAGAUCACGGUGCUCUUUCCAAUGCUGUUAUCGAAUCCGCUGAUCCUGCGGUGCACAUCACCAAGAUUUCCGGGUCGCGUUAUAAAGUUAAAGCUCUUUCUACUGGAGCCGUUUCAUUGACGUCAUCAGCCAAAUCGACCUCUGGUAAAAUCCUGAACGCCCGCCCCCAUACCAUACAAGUGUUCUCAUCGUUUACUCUCCAUCCGCAAAAGAUCACUUUAAUCCCAGAAAGCACGUUCCAGCUGGAAGUCAUUGGUGGACCGCAGCCUACUCCGCAAAUCGACAUUACUCUCAACAACUCACAGAUUGCCAAAGUUGAACCGAAUGCUUUGAUAACCUCAAAGAAGCUU